AUGUGGGCACAGACCCUGGACACCCUGCUAGUUACGGUACAACUAGCGCAAGAGAAGGACACUAUUGUCAAACUUCAAGACGACCACCUUACCAUAUCAGGCAAAAAGGAUGGAAAUGACUACGAAUGCACCGUCAAAUUCUACAAACCAAUCAAGGCUUCUGAAGCCAUGAAGAGCAAUGAUCGCUUUUUGAGGUUCAAACUUCCCAAAGCCGAUAAGGAAAAGUGGCCCACUUUGAACUCGGACGGUAAAAAACACUGGAUCAAAAUCGACUGGGACCGUUGGGUUGACUCUGAUGCCGAAGAUGAUGAUGCUUUCAAUAAUGGGUUCGACAUGUCUAACUUCGAUCAAUUUGCCGGCAUGGGAGAUGGCGGAUUUGAUGAUGACUUCAUGCCAGAGGACAACAUGGACGAGUGCUGCGACCAAGGUGACUGUGCCUGUGACUCAUGCGAUUGCAGUACUCUAUGCAAGUGCGGUACAGAUUGCAAGUGUGAAAACUGCAGCUGCGUCGCGGAUUGCAACUGUGAUGCUGCCUGCUUAGGUGGAAGGGAUGCUAAAUCUGGCUGUGACUGCUGUGAUGAUUGCUCAUGUGGAGACGACUGCAGAUGUACCCCUGAAAACAAGUGCAGCCCCGCCUGCAAGUGCGACACUGCGUGCUCUAGCAAGGGUGCCAUGAAGUCGGGAUGUGACGGCUGCGAUGACUGCUCAUGUGGCAGUGAUUGCAAAUGCACGCCAGAAAACAAAUGCAACCCCGCCUGUAACUGCGCAGCCUAA
Messenger RNA from Babesia sp. Xinjiang, 774 nucleotides. RefSeq lists its product as uncharacterized. The record is from RefSeq and is a predicted model, not a curated record. The transcript has a single exon. Gene Ontology annotation, molecular function: Hsp90 protein binding; protein-folding chaperone binding. Gene Ontology annotation, cellular component: nucleus; cytosol. Gene Ontology annotation, biological process: protein folding; chaperone-mediated protein complex assembly. The coding region runs from base 1 to 774 and encodes 257 amino acids. NCBI's taxonomy places the organism in Eukaryota, Apicomplexa, Aconoidasida, Piroplasmida, Babesiidae.